Messenger RNA from Helianthus annuus (common sunflower), 1747 nucleotides. RefSeq names its product beta-amyrin 28-monooxygenase. The record is from RefSeq and is a predicted model, not a curated record. Gene Ontology annotation, molecular function: iron ion binding; oxidoreductase activity, acting on paired donors, with incorporation or reduction of molecular oxygen; monooxygenase activity. Bases 145 to 1296 code for a protein of 383 amino acids. Lineage: Eukaryota; Viridiplantae; Streptophyta; Magnoliopsida; Asterales; Asteraceae. Gene Ontology annotation, biological process: sterol metabolic process. The transcript has 4 exons.
ACCCAAUAAUUGAACUUCAAAUCUCACUCCCAACCACCACUAAAAAACCGUUGACCCAUCAUCUAAUCAGACGCAAGAUCAUCUUAUCUUCAACAAUGGAUUCCAAUUAACUUUAAACAACAAUCUCAUAAUAAUAACUUGUCAAUGGCUGCCACCUUGUUCAUCUUUGUCUUUCUAUUCAUCCUCGUAUGCAUCUGGUUCCAAAUCCACCGGAAUAAACAAGCAGCCACCAACAAUCUUCCACCAGGAACCUUCGGUUGGCCAUAUAUAGGUGAAACACUAGAAUUCGUUCGUUUACAAAGACACGGAACCCCGGAGACAUUCAUACGAGAGAGAAUCAAGAAAUAUGACAGUCGUUUGGUUUUCAAAACAUCGUUGAUCGGCCACCGUAUGGCCGUCUUCUGCGGACCCCAGGGGAACAAGUUUUUGUUCGGAAACGAGAACAAACUGGUGGCGUCGUGGUGGCCGGAGACAAUGAGUAGGUUGUUGGGUAAGUGUUUGAAUACUAGUCGCGGUGAUGAAGCCAAGUGGUUGAGAAAGAUGAUGAUAGAGUGUCUAGGUCCAGAUGCUUUGUCCAGUCGUUAUACUGUCACUAUUGAGAAAAUUACUCGUCGCUAUAUACAAGAUCACUGGCAAGGCAGGAACGAGAUAAAGGUUUUCGAGACAGUGAAAUCAUACUUAUUUGAGCUUGCUUGUAGUAUGUUUCUUAGCCUGGAAGACCCAAAACAAGUUUCAGAACUCGGAUCCUUGUUCAAAACAUUCCUAAAAGGGCUUGCAGAGCUACCCAUUGCCAUCCCAGGGACCCGUUUUUACCGGGCUAAAAAGGCAACAUAUGCUAUUAAAAAGCAGCUCAUGGUUAUCAUCAAACAAAGGAGAGAAAUCACUAAACAAGAAAAUGCAGCAUCUUUUGAAGAUCUUCUAUCACAUUUGCUUUCAUCUUCAGAUGAAAACGGUCGAUUUUUGUCUGAAAUUGAGAUCGCGGAUAACAUAAUGUUGCUACUUUUCGCGGGGCAUGACACUACUGCUAGUUUAAUAACGUUGCUCAUGAAAUGUCUUGGAGAACAUACCCGGGUUUAUGAAAACGUGUUGAAAGAGCAAUUAGUCAUUUUGGAAGGAAAAUCGCCCGGUGAAUUGCUAAGCUGGAAUGACUUACAAAAGAUGAGAUACUCUUGGAAUGUAGUUUGUGAAGUAAUGAGACUAAAUCCACCGGUGAUCGGAGCUUUUAGGGAGGCCCUGGUGGAUUUUGAGUAUGCGGGUUAUACAAUCCCGAAAGGAUGGAAGGUACACCCUCGUUGACACCUCACGAAUAUAAUUUGGAGUGCGGUCAUGACACAUAAGGAAGAGGAUAACUUCUCAAACGUUACCAAAUUUGAUCCUUCGAGAUUUGAAGGAACAGGGCCCACGCCUUUCACCUAUGUUCCGUUUGGAGGCGGUCCUAGGAUGUGUUUAGGGAAAGAACUAGCUCGUGUGCAAGUACUUGUGUUCCUACACAACAUUGUGACUAAGUUUAAGUGGGACCUACUCAAUCCCGAUGAGAAGAUAGAGUAUGAUCCUAUGGCUACCCCGGUAAAUAAACUUCCAAUUCGACUCCAUCCUCAUCAAAUUUGAAGACAUAUCAUAUAUCAUUAUGGUUAUAUAGAAAUGCUAAAACAAUUAUUAGAGUUAUUAGUUACACUUGUGUAACUUCUCCACACUUGAGCAAAACAAUAAAAAACGAGCAUUGAGCUUUGCUCAAGAUUAAAUAUCA